Diorhabda sublineata is the source of this 666-nucleotide messenger RNA. RefSeq names its product low molecular weight phosphotyrosine protein phosphatase 1-like. The coding region runs from base 147 to 611 and encodes 154 amino acids. Lineage: Eukaryota; Metazoa; Arthropoda; Insecta; Coleoptera; Chrysomelidae. Gene Ontology annotation, cellular component: cytoplasm. The transcript is spliced from 4 exons. Gene Ontology annotation, molecular function: acid phosphatase activity; non-membrane spanning protein tyrosine phosphatase activity. The record is from RefSeq and is a predicted model, not a curated record. Gene Ontology annotation, biological process: protein dephosphorylation.
CACGAACACAGUUGUAGUGUAGGAGAACAUCAAUGUGUUUAAUUUGAAGAAGUUGAUUGAAUAGAAGUUUUUAACACCUAAAAAUCUCUUAAUUUAGUUGAGUUUAAAUAAAAUUAAAGUGAUACUAGUCAUUUAUAAUUAUUAAAAUGACCCAAAAGGUUUUAUUUGUAUGCUUAGGUAAUAUCUGUCGUUCUCCCAUCGCUGAAGCUGUUUUUCAAAAUUUAGUGAAUCAAAAAGGCCUUUCAAAUCAAUGGGUGGUUGAUAGUGCAGCUAUAGGCCCAUGGCACGUUGGAAAACAACCUGAUCAUAGGGCUAGACAAAUUUUACAAAAUCAUAAUAUUCCAUAUAAUGGUAGGGCUCGGCAAAUAGAAAAAAAAGAUUUUAAUGAGUUUGAUUUCAUUUUUGGUAUGGAUGAAGAAAAUAUAUCUGAUUUGCAUAGUAGAGCACCAAAAGAUAGUAAAGCAAAAAUUUUACUUCUUGGAGAUUUCGAUCCCGAAGGAGAUAAAAUUAUUAGAGAUCCAUAUUAUGAUGAUGGAUCUGAAGGUUUUGAAAAAUGUUAUAAACAAUGUUUGAGAGCUUCCGAAGGCUUUUUAAAACAACAUAUAAACUAAAUUCGUAUUCAAUUUGCCCCACCUGUAACUUUAUUAUUAAAUUUUUCAACAUAAA